GGAGCUAAAAUGUCUUUGUCCUGAUUGGUCAAAUAUCAAUCUCUUGUGGCAGUUAUAUUUUCCGAGGUAGUCAUAUCUACGUAUAGUUUUCGUAUUCCAUGACCAAGAGCUCGUAAAAGAGUUUGGUCGCAAAAAUCAAAUUUGACUGAAUCGAUCAAAUUGUCUUUUGCACGUGUCAGUUUUUCCGCGAUUUUAACUAAAAUGUCUCACCACAGUUUGAAAUCUUCGAGUCAUGGAUAUUGCGAAGCUAUCUUCUCAACUUCGCCCAGAAACUCUAACAAGGAGAACACUGUUCCCGCGAUAAAAACAAAGAAAGAUUUGUAUCCUACCUUAUCUGAUGAACCAUCUACUUCAACGAGAAGUCAAAGUACAAACAAAAAGACACAAUGUCCUAUACAGAAGACGUCGAAACACGAAAUAACAGAGACUUUAAGGCCUUCAAACAAGUCAACUAGUAUGCAACUACCAUGUGUCAAAUCUACAAAUCUAUCGAAGCAGGAAAAUGCAAUUUGUAAUAAUAUUACAUCUAAUGAAAAAUUAAAGACUCCUGUCAGAACAAGAUUUGUAAAUAGCGCAUCUAAUGACAAGACAUCAGUGGUACAGUUUUGUACACCCAAGCAUUCAAAAAUGACAAAUACACCUAAUGCCAGUACAAAAUUCAAUAUUUUGUCUGCUACAAGAACACCUGUGAAAUGCUACUUUAGCGAUCAUGCUUUGUUACAAAGCACUCCAGAUUGUUUUAAUGUGGUUCACUUGGAAACUCCAUCUCAUAAAAUUGAUGAUAUAGUAGUCGGAGAACAAACAAUGUAUGAUGGUGAAAGCAGUAAUCUCACUGUUGGAAUACGCAUCAGACCUUUGAAUUCCAAAGAACUGAAUGAUCCAAAAGUUAAAAAAGUUGUGCAAGGGAAUGGUCAGAAUGUUAUUAUGGAAUGUGAAUCUGUACAUCACACUUUUAUAUAUGAUCAUUGCUUCAUCUCGUAUAAUGAUCCACUUACGCCUGGUCAUGCCAGCCAAGAAAUUGUCUUUCGUAAUAUGGUAUUGCCAUUAGUGCAAAACGCCUUCGAGGGUUAUAAUGUCUGCUUAUUCGCAUAUGGACAGACGGGAUCUGGAAAAAGUUACAGUUUAAUGGGCGUAGACUCUGCGCAUUUAAGCGUGACGCCAUUUGACGAAAAAGUCGGUAUUAUACCGAGAUUCUGUCAAGAAAUAUUUACCCAAGCACAUGAAAAUCCACAGAUUAUAACUACUGUAGAAAUUAGCUAUUUUGAAAUAUAUAAUGAAAAGAUACACGAUCUCCUGGCUAGUACAAAUAAUGGAUCAAAAAAAGCUCCUCUUAAAGUAAGAGAGCAUCCUGUCUUUGGCCCCUAUGUUGUAGAUCUGAGCCAGCAUUGUGUGCAAAGUUACAAGGAUUUACAAGCUUGGCUUAAAGUUGGAAAUUCACAAAGAGCCACAGCUGCAACUGGUAUGAAUGAGAAAAGCUCACGAUCUCAUAGUAUUUUCAGUAUUAUAUUAACUCAGACACAUUCGGACAACAAAUUGGAUUGUGAAUCACUUGAUGCCGAUCGUCGUAGUAAAAUUAAUUUGGUUGAUUUAGCUGGUAGUGAGAGAUUGAGUCAAACUUCUGCUACUGGUGAUAGAUUAAGAGAAGGUGUAUCUAUCAAUAAAUCUUUGCUUACCUUGGGGAAGGUAAUAGUGUCACUCACGGAGAACACAAAUAAUCGUAAACAGGGUUUUGUACCAUAUCGCGAAUCAGUAUUAACAUGGCUGCUAAAAGAGAGUUUAGGAGGUAAUUCACGGACAGCGAUGUUGGGAACGGUAUCGCCGGCCAAUAUUCACGUGGAAGAAACUCUAGCGACUCUUCGAUAUGCAUGCCAGGCCAGAGCUAUAGUCAACCGAAUCCGUAUCAACGAAGAUCCACAUGAUCGUGUAAUUCGCGAAUUACAAGCUGAAGUUCAACGUUUACGCGGGAUGCGAGAGGGAUAUGAGAAGCAAAUUGGAGUUAUACCUCGUCGAUUACUCAAUUGCAUCGAGCCAAUGCAUCAGUCCGAUGGGAAAGUUAAGCAAAAGCAAAAGGAGAUUGAUAAAUUGAAGGAUCAGUUAAAGAAAACAGAAGAGCAAUUGGCCGCGACUCAAAUGAGCUGGCGCGAAAAGUUCCAGAAAGCCGAGGAGAAAAAAAGUUCGGAGCUUAAAUAUUUGCGUCGUUGUGGAAUCGCCAUCGAGAUUGAUUUUCACGAAAAAGAUAAACAGCCUUGUCUCGUAAAUCUCGCAGCCGAUCCUAUGUUAUCCGGUACGCUUUUGUAUCUCAUACCUCCAGGUUUGGUUCGUGUUGGGAAAAGUAGCAGACCUGAAUCUACCCUCACAAAACUGGAUAUCAUGUUGGAUGGACCUCUUGUUAGGGAAUUGCACUGCUCCAUCGAAAAUAAAGGGGGAAAAUUAAUCUUGACACCCGAAAUGGAUGGAGACACAUAUGUCAAUGGGCAGAUAAUAACUGGAAAAAUUAUGCUUAAACAUGGUGAUCGUUUAGUCAUCGGUGGUAAUCACUAUUUCAAAGUCCUAAAUCCGUAUGAUGAGUCCUGCAAUGCCAAACUUUCUACACAAGCGAUAGAUUUUGAAUUUGCAUAUCAAGAAAUUCUCCGAGUACAGGAAGAAAGAUUAAGAGCAGAAUUGGAGGAAUCGAAACAGAAAGCGAUAAAGGAACUGGAAAAUGCCAAACGCGAAGUGGAAUUGCAACUCGGGUCGCAAAAAUCAGCAUAUGAGCAUAAAAUCGAAAUUCUCGGUUCCACUGUGGAAGAGCAAAAGCACGCACUUGAACAAAUUAAUCAUAGAAAGAGGGAACUGGAAUUGGAAAAGGAAUUACUCGUCACAGAGAUGGAAACUAACAAUAAGAUCAAGAAAAUACAACUGGAGCAAAGUCACGCGAGACUAUCGCCAUACAAAUCAAACUUCCUGCAAGAACUGGAGAAUAUUCUGAACGAAAGAACUGCGGAUAUCGAAAAUGCGCUAAAGACAAAACUUAAUCAAAAAGCAAUAACCGCCGGUGGCAUUAGUUUGCACGAAAUGCAAAUACUCGUCAAGGAAGCGACUCAGCGAUGUAAAGAAGCCGGAUUUAAUUAUGAAUUCGAUCAACAACAAAUAAUAGUAAAAAAGAAUUUACAGUCAGUGAUUCGCGUUCGUGAUAAAACCCAUAUGAUGGAGACAUUAUGGCAACCGAUGGACUUUUUAGAUUGGAUCCAUCGCUUGAGAAACUGUGAUAUAGAAGACUCGAUAAAGGAAUUGCGGGUUUUCCCUUACAAUUGGGAGCCUUAUGACACGAGAGAAAUAUUCGAAGACUCUUUAAACAAUAGUCGAAUUUCGAUAAAUAUGACACCUGUAAAAAAACAAUUGAACGAGAGCAUUCAUCAACUUACCAUGGACACAUCUAUAUUGGAACCGACUUUAAAUGAUCAAACUUCUGUAACGCAUGAUCAACAGGAAGAUAUAAAUGCAUGUCUUACUCAAAUUGAAGUUGCCGCGAAGACCUUGAACAAGCUGUGCCACUAUCAGAAUCACAAUAUUAAGCCAAUCGUCGAAUCGUUAACCAAGAUACAAGAUAUUAUUGAAACCUUAAAAAGCAUCUUCCAGAAUAAAGAUUUAAGUGAAUGUGAAGACACGAGUACAAAUUCGAUAAACAGUGUCAACAACACUGUCAUUGAUGUAACAAAUGAUAUAAAGACUAUCUUCCAGAAUAGAGAUAUAAAUAAAUGCAAGGAAGAAAAUACAGCCUCAUCAGAUAAUGUCAGUAAUAGCAACAUAGAUAAAGGAUUAACUGCGAAAAAUGUUGUGAAAAAUUCUUUAAAUCACAAUAUGUCACCAAAGAAAUCUAGCAUGCAAAGUAACAUUGAUGUGAAAACUGAAAAUUCUCCAAAAAACGUGAGGUUCAUUGAUAAAAUUGAACGUCAAUGAGUUCGAUAAAAUAAGUAAUAGCUAUUUAGGAUAAUGAUUAUUUUUAAACAAAACUUUUCAACUAUCAUC
Formica exsecta is the source of this 4008-nucleotide messenger RNA. RefSeq names its product kinesin-like protein KIF14 (gene neb). The coding region runs from base 202 to 3939 and encodes 1245 amino acids. The record is from RefSeq and is a predicted model, not a curated record. Gene Ontology annotation, biological process: microtubule-based movement. Lineage: Eukaryota; Metazoa; Arthropoda; Insecta; Hymenoptera; Formicidae. Gene Ontology annotation, molecular function: microtubule binding; ATP binding; ATP hydrolysis activity. The transcript is spliced from 12 exons. Gene Ontology annotation, cellular component: kinesin complex; microtubule.